ACCGUCGACGCGCACGUUCGCCAACAGUUUGAUAUGGGUCGCGGUUCUUAUAGGGAUAUAAUUUCUUCAGGUAGGCCGAUUCGUGGUCGUUAGUCGCGCGCGAUCGAGUUAUCGAGUCAGAAAUAGGCUAAAUGCUACGUUCCCAAAGAAGAGUUGGGAAGCUGGAUCGUUUUUAACGGGGCUGCCACGCGACGUACCACGCGCCACUCACGCGCUUUGCCUUUCCAUCUUGCUGCCAAAAAGUGUCUCCCUCGGGACUUCGUUUCACACAUACGCACACACACACGCACACACACACACACGCGCGCGCACGCACACACGCACACACAGACGUUUUACACGGCAGGUGGUUCUAUCGCUCGGUUCCUCGGUCGUCCUUCGACGUCGUUCCUCUCUCGAUCAUCGUCAUCGCGAAAACAAAAGCUUAUCGAUCGUUAAUCGUUCGAAGAAGAAUCGUUGUGCCGACACUGACCGCGAGUGAUCACCUUGCUUGGUAGCAGGUGAGCUGCGACCUCCGUACGACAGGGCAACCGUAGGUGAGAGAGAAUUGCAGGUGAGAGAAACCGGGCAAGCGCAUCGCGAGGCGCACGGUUACGCACCUGGAUUUCACCGUUGUCGCUACUUCAACGUAAAAUGCGGCCAGUGGAUGUGAGGCAGCUUCUUCGAUCUCGAGACAUUCGUGACGAAAAGCACGGUGCAUGUUACUACCGGUAAAGCGUACGAGAAGCGCGUUCUUCGUAUCGCUCGUUGUAUCGGUAUACCGCAGGUAGCCGAAAGAACCGACCGAACUACACAUCGGGUCCUCGAUGUCGUUCUUACCUGUCCACCUGGCCCCGUCGUUUAGAGCAGCGACGUCUACGUUGUCGCCAGCGCAACUCAGGCAAUAUCUUCCCGGUGAUAAAUCUGCCAGCAAAUCUAUUUGGAAUUAUCCCGCGCAGACGAUCUUCGUGUCAGGCUGCCGCUGAAAACGAUUCGUCCCGAACGAUUCGUCAUCCUCGUGUCGACCGCUGGACGAGAUCUAGAAGCCGGGAAGCAGCAUGUCGUUGCAUUAUCCCCAAGGAUAUCGGUAUCGUCCGGCGAGUAAAGCUGCCGGGGCAGGGAAUGGCGAGCAAGGUUCUGACAGUGACGUUGCCCAACUCAGUGAUCUCGAGGACGACGAGGACGAAGAUGGGGGUGGCCAGUCGACCAAUAGACGUAUCGCGCACCGACAACACGGGGAGGAGGAGGAGGAAGAGGAGGAGGAGGACGACGACGAGGACGACGAGGACGACGAGGACGACGAGGACGACGACGACGACGACGACGAUCAAGACGACGAAGAGGAAGACGAGAACGAAGAAGACGACGGGGUAGACGUGGAUGGCGACGAGCUACCCUAUCCUGGUUUCGUGCCGGUUGCAAUGCGAUACCUCGACCAGAAUACACGACCGCGCAACUGGUGUCUGGCGCUCAUCACUAAUCCGUGGUUCGAAAGAGUGAGCAUGAUGGUAAUUCUUUUAAACUGCAUUACACUGGGAAUGUACCAACCGUGCGUCGACGAUCAGUGUGUGACAAACCGCUGUAAAAUAUUGCAAAUGUUCGACGACAUCAUUUUCGCCUUCUUCGCCCUGGAGAUGACGAUCAAAAUGGUCGCGAUGGGCAUCUACGGCAAAGGAACGUAUCUCGCUGACUCCUGGAACAGAUUGGACUUUUUCAUAGUAGCGGCUGGUGCUCUGGAAUAUUGUUUGAACGUGGAAAACAUGAAUUUAUCGGCCAUAAGGACUAUAAGAGUCUUGAGACCUCUACGUGCCAUCAACAGGAUUCCAAGUAUGCGGAUACUAGUGAUGCUUUUACUCGACACUCUUCCUAUGCUGGGCAACGUGCUGCUGCUGUGCUUCUUCGUCUUCUUUAUAUUCGGUAUCGUUGGCGUGCAACUGUGGGAGGGCAUCCUGCGUCAACGUUGUUUCCUGAAGGCUUUACCCAACGUCAAAUAUCCCGAGUUACUCUCGGACGAGUACUCGGUUCGAUCACGCAUUUACGACCUUGAGAAGUACUUCGAAUAUCAGGGUCAGGACUACAUUUGCUCGCGUCCCGACGACAACGGAAUGCACUCUUGCAGUAACCUGCCGCCGCUCAAGUUCGGAAACGUGAUAUGCAAUAGCACCGCGUUGCCGAACAAUAACGCAACGUUCAUCACCAACGACACCUGCGUUAAUUGGAAUUACUACUACACGGAGUGCAAGGGUCAGGGUAACAAUCCUUUCCAAGGAACGAUAUCGUUCGACAAUAUCGGUCUUGCCUGGGUCGCAAUAUUUCUCGUAAUCAGUCUGGAGGGAUGGACAGACAUAAUGUAUUACGUACAGGAUGCUCAUUCUUUUUGGGACUGGAUAUACUUCGUCCUUUUAAUCGUGAUUGGUUCCUUCUUCAUGAUUAAUCUCUGCUUAGUCGUGAUAGCGACGCAAUUCUCAGAGACGAAAAAGCGAGAGAUGGAAAGAAUGCGACUGGAGCGUGCACGUUUUCAUUCUACAUCAACGCUUGCGUCGUCGACGAAUACCUCAGAACCGACUACAUGUUACGCUGAAAUUGUUAAAUAUAUUGCACACCUGUGGCGAAGAGGAAAGAGAAGGUUAAUGAAGAGGUACCGAGUGUAUUUAUACAAAAGACAGCAGAAACGCGAGCAGAAUUUACUUAAGGAACAGCAACAACAUGGACACCCGUAUCGAGCAGGUGCACCCGGCCCUGAUUCGAAUAGAUUACCCGGAGAUAGGAGAAUCCAUCAUGGUAGAUGUCCUCGGUUGUUGGCGGCCCUGGAAUACGCGGAACAGCAACAACAGCAGCAACAGCAGGGGGUUGCUAGCGGCGGAGGGUCGCUCACUGAUUUUCCCGCGAACAGUCCUCCGACGCAGACUGCGAUUCUCGCGACUGCUCUCAGUAACAACGGCGGCAGCAAUGGAAAUUUGGCGAUUGCACCUCGUGCCAGUCCUGAGAUCUCCGAGGCUGACGUCUCUUCGAACGUGUGCCAUCGUAUGGCACUGCACAGGACUUCUUCCGUUUCCUGCAAUGGAAGCGACAAUGUCUUUUCCAACGCGACUGAAGCGAGUAUUCAGACGAACAACGCGCUGCUAAGUCCGCCUUGCACGAACUAUCGUAGAAGGAGCAGCGUGAUGUUCAGCGACGUGGUGUUGUUGCACGGCAGCAACAACGUCGGAAACGCGUUGCAGGCCGGCUCGACGACGGUGUCACCCGGCGAACGGAACGUAUGCUCCUGCGAAAAAAUGACGCAGACCGGUGACGGGAAUGUUUGGUCGAGCCCACUGCCAGACCACAUACAGAUGCAGGCUGAAUUUGGUGGAAACGAAGCCAUGACUUGUCAAGAAUUACUGGCGUUAAGCGGUGCUUUGAGCGCCGCGCUACCAACCGGUCAGCUGGCGUUGGAUUCUUUUCUCAAUUCGCUUACCAAAGGAAUAACGGAUCGACGCAUUACCCUGGAGGAUCGUACGCAGUGGUUAGCGUCCGACAUUGAUAAUUGCUCGUGUUGCUGUGAACUCCAGGGCACUGAUCAAUGGCCAGACGAAGGUGACAAAUGGGCGAAAACCUCCCGCGCUAGAAGAGUGUUGAGAACUUGCGGCAACCGUUGUGUUUGCGCGAUACGGUGCAUAAGACGGUCGAUUAAGAAGCUGGUCGAGCACAAAUAUUUUCAACAGGGUAUCUUAUUGGCGAUUUUGAUCAAUACUCUGAGCAUGGGGAUAGAAUAUCAUAACCAGCCGGAGCAAUUGACCAUAGUGGUCGAGAUAAGCAAUAUCGUGUUUUCGGCCGUCUUUGCCGUGGAAAUGUUGCUGAAGAUCAUCGCGGAGGGUCCGUUCGGUUACAUAAGCAACGGAUUCAACGUUUUCGACGGAGUCGUCGUGGUGCUCAGCGUGGUGGAGAUUUGUCAAGCGUUCGUUGAGGAGAGGAGCGGAAGUUCCGGGCUGAGCGUGUUGAGGACCUUCCGGCUACUGAGAAUCCUCAAGCUCGUGCGUUUCCUACCGAACCUCCGGCGACAGCUGUUCGUGAUGCUGCGCACCAUGGAUAACGUUGCCGUAUUCUUUUCCCUUUUAGUACUUUUCAUCUUUAUAUUCAGCAUCCUAGGGAUGUACCUGUUCGGGGGUAAGUUUUGCAUGUGGGCGGACCGGAGUCGGCCCUGCACCUGUGCCGAGGUGGUCUCGCGGCACCCAAUGUGUCGCUGUGAUCGCAAACAUUUCAACGACAUCGUCUGGGCACUUGUCACGGUCUUUCAGAUCUUGACGCAGGAAGAUUGGAACGUCGUGUUGUUCAAUGGUAUGCAGAAAACGUCUCAUUGGGCGGCCCUCUACUUCGUCGCGUUGAUGACAUUCGGCAAUUACGUCCUCUUCAAUCUGCUCGUCGCCAUUCUCGUCGAAGGAUUCUCCUCCGAGAGAAAUGAAAGAAGAGAGCGAGAACAGAGAGAGAUGGCGAGACUCGCGGCGAAAGAAGCAGGGAUGGGCAGUGACGAUGGUUCCUCGAGAAUAUCGAGAUCUCAUUCGAUCACUGAUAGCGAUACAUACACGCAGGAUCGAAAGAAUUCGUGGCAGAGCGCCGAGGAGUUGCGCAAGUACAAAGACAACAACAGCAGGGAAAAGCAGAACACCGUGUGGAAGCAUCAGAUAGACGAGCCAAAGUGUAACAUUCAAAAGGAGAAUAAGAUGAUGGGCGCUGCUGGACAACCACCGAUAAUUACUCACACGGCAGCCACCCCUCAGGAUUCACCCAACACCACGCUCGAUGUCGGCUACAGAGAUCUAAAUUGUCGAGCUGUUUAUCCUACAGCGGCAUUGUCCAUCGAAUCCAUCGAUCGUUCAGGCAGUCAGUGUAGUAUUCCUUCCGGCCUGUUGAAGCUACCAGACGUUUCAAAUAAAAUAUCAACGAAAAAUCUUAUUGCCGGACAGUUUCCUCGACGAAUAAGCCUCGUCACUGCUGUUGUUAAUCCAGCAACGAGAGAAUCAUCCAGUUCAAGUCCGCCAAGGAUACAAAGAGGUUACUCGUGGAAAUUAUCACGGCCAUCUCUACGGAGGAAACGUUGGUCGCAAUCGGAGGACGAACCUCUUAGUAGAGCUACUGUACUAAAUAACGGUCGAAGCACCCUACUCGGUUCCAAUUCAACUUUCAACGGCGGUUAUUUACACGGUUCGAUAAGAAACGACACGCAAAGCGACACACCGAAUAAUCGAACGACCGUCCUAACAAGCAAUAAUCGUAGUCUCAGCCCUAAUAAUUCCAUCGCAAGCCGUAGCUCCUCUAUACGGCGUUACACAGCAACGCCUAAUCAGAUGCGAUGGAUUAGCGAUCUUUCGCGAAGGAACUCGUUGCGUGGAAACGAAAACAUUCAGUCGCCGACGAGAAAAACCUUACCUCUAGACGAGGUGCCUAUGCAAUGCUCAACGGCACGUACAAUCAAUAAUCUGUCAAUGGAGACUGGUCCACUGCCCAGAAUUAAACGACUUCCCGAUCAAGAUGAUGACAAUCCCCGUACAGACGAACAGACGCCUCCCUUGAAUGGUCAUGGUAGUGCAAGCAGCAUCGAGAGAAUUAAAAAAAUAUUCAUGUUUUUUGAACCGAAAGGAUGCCUUAAGGAACGUGAUGAUUACUCGCUUUACAUUUUUCCACCGAAUAACAGAUUUCGCGUUUUAUGUCGGCAGUUAGUCGAUCAAAGAUGGUUCGAUAACGUGGUUCUCUUUUUCAUUGGUCUGAAUUGUAUCACACUGGCGAUGGAACGGCCAAAUAUACCACCGGAUAGCGGAGAGAGACUUUUUUUAUCCACCGCGAAUUACAUUUUUACCGCGGUGUUUGCUGUUGAGAUGUUUAUCAAGGUUGUUGCAUCUGGUAUGCUGUACGGAUCCGACGCUUAUUUUACUUCAGGAUGGAAUAUUAUGGACGGAGUUCUUGUGAUCAUUUCCAUAAUCGACUUAUCAAUGUCCUUACUGUCGGCGAGUAGUCCAAGAAUAUUUGGAAUACUGAGGGUUUUUAGACUUUUAAGGUCACUAAGACCAUUACGGGUUAUUAAUCGAGCUCCUGGUUUGAAACUGGUUGUUCAGACAUUGUUAUCCUCUUUACGACCUAUCGGCAACAUCGUUUUGAUAUGCUGUACUUUUUUCGUAAUCUUCGGUAUCUUGGGCGUGCAGCUGUUCAAGGGUGCCUUUUAUUACUGCGAGGGGCCUGAUAUUAAAAAUGUACGCAAUAAGACGGACUGCCUGGCCGACAAGCGCAACGUUUGGUUAAACAGAAAAUACAAUUUCGACGAUCUUGGAAAAGCGUUGAUGUCGUUGUUCGUAUUAUCAUCGAGGGACGGAUGGGUGAACAUCAUGUACACCGGACUCGACGCUGUAGGCGUCGAUCAACAGCCAAUCGAGAAUUAUUCGGAAUGGCGACUGCUCUACUUCAUAGCUUUUAUCCUGUUGGUUGGCUUCUUCGUCCUUAACAUGUUCGUGGGCGUUGUGGUGGAAAAUUUUCAUAGAUGUCGCGAGGAACAAGAGAAGGAGGAACGAGUGAGAAGAGCUGCCAAACGAGCCUUGCAAAUGGAGAAGAAACGACGAAAAAUGCACGAGCCACCCUACUACACGAACUACUCAAAAUCGAGGCUAUUCGUUCACAACGUUGUGACUUCUAAAUAUUUCGACCUAGCAAUUGCUGCGGUGAUCGGCCUGAAUGUUGUUACCAUGGCGAUGGAAUUUUACAUGAUGCCAAAAGCUCUGACUUACGCUCUAAAGAUAUUCAAUUAUUUCUUCACCGCGGUCUUCAUCCUCGAAUCUUUUAUGAAACUCGUUGCCUUAGGUCUACAUCUUUACCUUAAAGACAAAUGGAAUCAAUUAGACGUAGGAAUCGUGAUAUUAUCGGUGGUUGGUAUAGUUCUUGAAGAAGUUGAGUCGAAGAUCAUUCCGAUCAAUCCUACGAUAAUUCGGGUAAUGAGAGUUUUACGAAUCGCUAGAGUAUUGAAGUUGCUGAAAAUGGCAAAAGGAAUACGCGCCCUUUUAGAUACGGUAAUGCAGGCGUUACCGCAAGUUGGAAAUCUAGGAUUACUAUUUUUUCUGCUCUUUUUCAUCUUCGCAGCUCUUGGUGUAGAACUAUUUGGCCGAUUAGAAUGUAACGACGACAUGCCUUGCCAGGGUCUCGGGGAGCAUGCUCAUUUCAGUAAUUUUGGUAUGGCGUUUCUAACGCUUUUUCGCGUAGCCACCGGCGACAAUUGGAACGGUAUCAUGAAGGACACCCUGAGGGACGACUGCGACGAAGCAGCGGACUGCGUGAAGAAUUGUUGCGUGAGCACCAUUAUAGCCCCGAUAUUUUUUGUAAUUUUCGUGCUGAUGGCACAAUUCGUUCUUGUCAACGUCGUCGUCGCCGUGCUCAUGAAACACCUCGAAGAAAGUCACAAACAGAUGGAAGACGAGCUUGACAUGGAAACUCAGCUGGAGAGAGAAUUGGCCGCGGAGCAGGAAGAGCUGUUGGAGGUAGAGGAAGAAGAGGAAGACGAGGAAACGGUGAAACGAGGAAGAGGAGACGAUGGUGGCAUCGAGGAGGACGACGACUUUAGAGAACGCGAGUCUAUUUUAGUGACGAACGAGAAGACUCUUAUUAAGAGAAGACCUGGUCUUGCCAAAGUUCGUUCCUUGCCUGCGAAUUUUAUUUACAAUCCACCACGGGAGGAAGACGAAGGCGACGGAACGAUUUUCGCCACGUUGUCGCGGCGCAAUUCGUAUCAUCGUUCCAGUUCAAGACCGUCCAUGUUCAAAUCGAAGCGUCGACAAACGUUUCACUCGGGGCAUAACCAGAGGAGAUCCUUACUGCCGAUGCAUUUUGAAGUCGCCGAAGUUUUCGAGAAGCCACUGAGCAAUCUAAGCGUGCCUCGAAUUAUUCCUCAAUGCAAUUACAUUGCAGUAAGCCGAGAACCCACCCACGCGCAGUGUCUAAGGUUACAGGCGACCAGCAGCAACGGACAAGAGAACAAGUGUUUGUUGAGCGUGAUCAAACCUCCAACGAGUUCUUCCCCGGUGUCACCGGCCGGCUCGGUAACCACGCUAGCCUGUCCUAAACUAAGCAGCGAACGUUAUCUUUUGCCAACGGCCACUAUUUACCCGUCCAAGGCAACGUUGAGUCGCAGGCCAUCGAGCGACACGCAGUCACAGUCGGACACGAACGUGAGCGUCGGUACCGCAAGCAACGCUCCAUCCAGAACGCCGAGCGUGUCGAACGAUUACACGGAAAACGGUGCAUCGAAGGGUAGCAACAAAUUGGACGAUUCCAAGAAAACGAAAAACGAGCGACGGGUAUCUGCUCCGCCGACGGACGAUCUUGACGUGCAGUCGAUAAUUAACGAAAGGAGACCGUCCAAGCUCAAGUGCGGAAAUUCCCUGGGAAUGGCGGCCGGUGUCGGUGACCAAUACCCUCCGUCGAUUCGUACGGGCAGCUACGUAUACGUCACCGAGCAACGAUCGGAGGAGGUGUCGCCGAUAUCGAUCGGUAACAUGAGCGACAGCAUGAUGGCAAGCACGAGCGUGAGCACGAGCGGAAGCGCGAGUGCAAGCGCGAGUGCAAGCGCGAGUGCAAGCACGAGUGCAAGCGCGAGUGCAAGCGGGACCGGAAGCGGUGGCGCUAGUGGAAACGGUAGCAGGAACGGAAUCGCCGUGGUAAAUAUACCGGAAGCGGUUUGCACGACCAUUGGCUCGGACGUUCGCAUAUACGUGGACGAUACCGACUCGACGAGCAGCAACAGCCAUCACACGAGGAAAUCCAGCGAGGAGACGCCGGACGGGUCGACGUCCGUUUCGUCCGUCACCGCGAUCCACGAUGGAACCGACGUAACGGAAGAAACGAAGGGGAGGUCCGAGAGAUUCGAUAGAGCACCCUCGGAUCGUUCUUAAAGUUCAAGAUCGAAUGGUCUUCGCGCGAUCUACACUCCUAUCUGAAAUUUAGAGAAACGGAUUCUAAAAAGAAAAAAGGAAAAAAUACAAAAAAAAAAAAAAAAGAGGAAACAAAAAGCAAAAGUAAUCGGUUCUACCGAGAAACAGUAUAGAUUUCUAUGCAACUGCUAGCCGACCAUGGUAUCCACGGCAAAGUACCAUGGAGGGUUCUGCGAGGGUUCAAUGUUUGGGCUCUAAGAAAGACUGUAGUGCAUGACAAUAUAGUCGUUAUAUUCUAGUAACUUUGCCGCCGUGAACUUGCCAAAGAUAGGGAGCAGGAGGUUUAGGGAAGAUCGGGAACAUCGGAAGGGUGGAUGGAUGGCGUUUUCUGGGCAGGGAAACGGAUUCGCUGUUGGUCGAGCGUGUAACCGAAAGCGAAGAUCAAUGGGAAUCGAAGGUACGGGAGAACGUGUUCGAUCACGGAUAGAACAAUUGUGUGUUUUCAGCGCGCAAAAUGAAAUAGUUCGAAGGGAUGACGUGAAUGAGAGAUCGCGUGUGCGCGUUAGCGAACGGCUGAACGCGCGUGCAAACGACAAGCGAGGGCAACCAAAGAAAAAAAAAAAAAAAAAAAAAAGAAAAAGAAAAUCAGAAGAAAUGAAAAAAAAAAAAAAGAAAUGAAAAACCUAUGACAAUCUAUUAUUGCCAGCGGAACUGAUCUUACGUUCCGUUAAAAAAUACACCGUGGAAGUCGAUCCGUAGGAAUUGGUAGGAUGAAGAACGAUGUAGUUCUGCGUCAAUAAUUAGAGAAUUUAUGUAGUCGUUAGGUAAAAAAAAAAAAAAGAAAAAAACAAAUUUGUCGAGUCUACGCGACAAUUGCAAUUAAUCGGACCACACUUUCUCGCCUUUCCUUUUUCUCCAGCUCGUCGAAUAAAUAACGCGUGUCGUUCGCAGGAAUGUUUCGAGAGCCGCGGCGGAUCGUGGGUAGCUCUCGACGGAGAAACAGAAAGGUGCCAAACCGAAGGUACGGAAAACACAAUGAGGGAAAAUGAAGAAGAGCACGAACGCGAAUGGUCAUUACCGAAGUGCCAGAAAAUCUAGAUAAAAAAAAAAAAAAAAAAAAACAGUUUCGGACUAUAAAAGAAAUUAGGAAAACAGAAUAAAAAGUAGCGUAGUCUUAUCGCGGGACGGAGAUUUUAGCUGCGGAGAGACAGGAAGAACAAACGGAACAAAAGAAUCUCGUGUAUUAACAAUAGACGUUAAGAGCUUCGUAAUUAAAUAUUCUCAGAACCAAGGUGGUGCGUGGUCGAAACGGGGGAAGAAUGGGGAGGCCGAAUAAAUAUUGUUACGAUUGGCUAAAGUAAUAAACAGCCAGUUCAUAGUUUAGUCGAUUAUACUGGUAUUUUUGUCACCUCUUUCACGCUAACUCUAUAUAACGAAACAAAAGAAGCAAACUGGACGAUUAGCUCGGAGCUCGAGGUAAAUACGAUUAGGAACUUAAGACUAACUCCGACGUUGUGAUAAUCUUUAAUACAAAUUGAAACUCGUACAAUCUAUAAUCUCUAUGUCAAUUGGUAUUAACUUGGACGGGUUCGCGUGGAAAGCUAUGACGACACCAGCUGCCGUGUACUUCCGAAUAAAUCCUGCGGCGACUGACGAUGAGUCAAGUAUUCUCUUCGUUUCCUUCUCUUCGUUUCUUUCUCGCGUUCUAGAACGUUCUUCUCGUUAACAUCUGUGAUAUACUUUAAUCGUAGUGUAUUUCCUAUAUAAAAAAAUAGAGAGAGAGAGAGAGAGAGAGAGUGUGAGAGAGAGAGAGAACAAAAGAGCGCUACAAGAGUAAAUGGAGGGAGCGAAUACAGCAGGACGACAAGCAGAGAGCGAGGAACAAAGAUAAAGCAACAAUUAAAGAAACAAGAAAAUACGAAACGAUGGUAGUGCGACUUUUUGAUAAAAAUAAAAUGAAAGGAACGUAAAACGGGGACGAGCGCGGAACUAUGGUUUGAAGUGAGGAAUAAAAGAAAAAAUAAAAAAACAAAUAUAAUAAACGCAAAUAUAUAAAUACGAUAGAAGAAACUCUACUGUACAUACAUACACUUACGAAUAUUCUAUACUAUACACUCGGUGUGGUUUAUUUUGAUACUACCGCGUGCGGUAAUAUUUAACGAUUGUCGGAGAUAAAUUCAACAAAUUAGAAACGAUGAAAAAAUAGCAAAAGAAAAAAAAAUUAAGAAGAAGAAAAAGAAGGAGUAAUUAAAUAAAAGUAAAAGAAGAGUGCAAGUAUAAAGUAAAAAAAUUCUAUGCCUUCUAACGUUGACGGACGUUGACGAACCUUCGUGCGGUGGUGGUGCCCGCGCUUCGAACGAUCAGAGGCAAUUGGUGAUUUCUCUUCGUUGACUCGAAGUUUCAUAGGUUGCUAAAACGUUAACGAGCGCUGUGCGCCACGUUGCUUUUUAAAAGAAAAAAAGAAAAAAAAAAGAAUAUGAAAAAAGAAAAAAACGAUAGUCGCGCGACUGAACCGAACGAUCGAUCGAUCGAUCGAACGAAAGAACCAACCUUCGGUUCCAACAUGAUCGAUUAUCAGCUGCCUCGCGUGUUACUUCGAUCGUUCGAUAAUCAUAGGCGUAACGAACUAUUACCAACGCUAUAAAUAAUAAUAGUCUCUUCGUGUAACUCGUUGAACCUGUUAAAUCGAGACAGCUGUUAAUUAAUAAUCGCUGCGGGGGUGAUCAAUUCGUUUCAAUUACCUGUUAAUCGUUAAUCGUCCGACGAGAGUGACAAUCGUUAGCGAAACGUACGAUGGCGGAUAGAUUUCGGCCGACUCUUUCCUCAUCGAUCGAUCUAUCGUACGAUCCCAGUAGUAAACGAAACUACGUAGUGGUAUGGACUGUUCAUAGUCGAAACUUACUCCGGUUAAAAGGUCUAAUGCAAAUCUUGUACGCGCAAUCACGCCUAUUCUACUCUUACGAUUUACGUAAAAACGAGGCAUCUCCGCUCUAAUGUUCUGGUUGUUGCGAUUAUCCAUUCGAAAUUGUUACGUUAAACGAGCGAAGAAAUUUCUGACGAAUUUAUGGAACAGGGAGGGAUCGAUGCGAUUCAUCAAUCGAUAACGAAGAAACGAAGGAAAGGAGAACGAACGUGUCACGGAAAUGUAGAGUCAAGCUGUUCGUCGAGGUGAAACUAUUCGUAAUGGUAGCGUAUUGGACUUCCUUGGACCUUUUAAUCAGAACUCCUAGAUUAUAAUGUAUCCGUAUAAUAUACAUAUAUAUAUACAUAUAUAAAUGCGUGUGUAUAUAUAUAUACACGAUACACGUACAUGAUUAACGUAUAACGCGCGUCUCUCUGGCACCACGACCGAGUUUCGAUAGCUCGAUAGCGUUAGACGACUGACCUCCGAAUUAUAGUUUACUCUAGCCACGGGAUGAAUCGUGCGACAGCGCGCGAGAAUUCGCCGUUCAGUUGCACGUGUAUUUGUUUAGCGAAACAGACAGUAAAAAGCAAGCGAAGAGUUUAGAAGAUGUAAAAGAGAACUAAAAAGAUGAGUGAAAGAGAGGAGAAAAGGCGAAUCUACUUACGUAUGUGCGCAACAUGGCGAUGGAACAAUUUCUAUCCGCGAGAGAAUCCGACGAAGACGAAAGAGAAGAAGAAGAAAGGGAAGCAGAAGGAAAGUGGAAAAUAAAAAGUGGGAGAAAUGGAAGAAAAAUAUAAACGAAUAAAAUUAACAAAAUGAAGAGUAUAUACAUAUAUGCGUACAUACAUACGUGAACACAUAUACGUAUAUAUACAUAUAGUUACGUGAAUAAUAAGUACAAGAGAUGAAAUCGUGCACGCGCACGUACAUCAGAGUUAUUAAACGUGUUAUUCAGUGUACUUGUUGCCGCGUGCCUCUCGAGUCUGUUCUUCGCCCCUGAACGAGGCAGUGCGUAAUCGUCUAUUUAAGAAAAAAAAAAGGAAUAAAUGAAAAGUAACAAAAAAGAAAUAAAAGAGAGAAAAAAUUACAAAAAAAAAGAGAAGAAAGAAACAGAUAUAAAGAAGUGAAAGAAGAACAAUAAUAGAGGAGGAAGGAUAAGAAAGAAACGCGAUGAAAGCCAGGGAGAAUAAGGAAGAAGACGGUUGAGGGAAAAAGAGAAAAUGUAAAAUAAAGAAAAAAGAAAAACAAAAAGAAAUAAAACGAAGAAUGGCUAGCCGCCCUCAAAUGUAUCGUGCUAUUUUAAUUACAACAGUAACGUACCAGGCAUGGUCCAUACGACCGCCGAGAAGCGUCCUUUUUGUCUGCCUGAUGCGUACAUGUGCGUAUACGUGAAUUUUUUUCGGGGAGAAGUCUAGCCACGUGAAUGUUCGAUCGAAUUUCGAAAGAAAAAAGGGAAAAAUUAGGAAAGGGAAGAGAGAGAAAAUGAGAGUAUGGGAGAGAGGUGGAGAGAAAGGUUGAAUGCGUGAGUGCGAAUGUGCGAGAGAAUGGAGGAACACGACGAUAGAAGCGUAGAACAAGACUAAAUAUGUACAAAUGUAAUAAAUUGAAUGACGAUUACGUUGAAUUGA
Bombus huntii is the source of this 13397-nucleotide messenger RNA. RefSeq names its product voltage-dependent T-type calcium channel subunit alpha-1G (gene Ca-alpha1T). NCBI's taxonomy places the organism in Eukaryota, Metazoa, Arthropoda, Insecta, Hymenoptera, Apidae. The record is from RefSeq and is a predicted model, not a curated record. The coding region runs from base 1038 to 8885 and encodes 2615 amino acids. The transcript has 36 exons. Gene Ontology annotation, cellular component: voltage-gated sodium channel complex; neuron projection; voltage-gated calcium channel complex. Gene Ontology annotation, biological process: membrane depolarization during action potential; calcium ion import; calcium ion transmembrane transport. Gene Ontology annotation, molecular function: low voltage-gated calcium channel activity; voltage-gated sodium channel activity.